UCUAGGUAGGCUGUGCUUCACUGACAGUUCUGACAGGUUGAAAAGGUUAUCUUGAAGCUUUGUGAAGUGUAGUAUUUAUUUGAGCUGCUAUUUAUUUAGAUUACCAGAAUUAUAAAUCGUUUGGCCCUACAAUUUAAAGGAAGUACUACCAUAGGUAAAAACUUAUAGGAUUUGUUAUUUUGAGAAAUGAUAUAGAGAGUUCAAUAAGCAUUAUAAAUAUGGUAUCCAGAAAGUUUGCCUUUUGUACAAUAAUUUUCUCUUCAAUUUUGAGACUUAACGUUGAAAAUGUCUAAAUUACAAAAACGUAAAUUAACGUCAACCCUUUCUACAAAGAGUAAAACAAUAUCUGCUACAAAAACUAGGCCUAGCGUUUUUGAACGUUUGGGCACCAAAGCUAGUACUAUUCAUACCAAGGAGUAUUGUCAUCAUUGGGCUCAGAACGGUACGUGUCCUUACGGAAAAAGUUGUAAAUAUUCGGCCACACAUACCUUAACUAGCCCUUCAAAACAAAGAGCCGCCAAAACACAAAGUGAAAAAAGGAGACACGUUAAGGAUGCACAUAAGAGAUUACAUCCUGGAGAACCUGAUGAAGACUGGGACUGGAAUGCUGAAGAAUUAGAAGACGCUGACCCUGAUGACCUAGAAAAACGUAGAGCAGAAUUGCAAAGAGAAUUAGAGAUACAAAUGAAGAUGGAGAAAGCUAGAAAAAAAGAGAAGAAAAUCAAGAAAGAUAGUAGUCCAUCCACUGAAAGUUCGUCUUCAACUACUGAAUCAACCUCUAGUAGUGACGAUUCUUCUUCCUCAUCAUCUUCUGCAGAAACAAGAAAAAAGAAGAUGAAUAAGAAGAAAUCUAAAAGGGAAAGUUCAUCAUCUUCUGAAGAGAGAAAACACAAGAAAGCUAAGAAAGUGGCAAUCAAAUCAACUCAUCAUGAUAAAGAUAAGAAAGUACCAACUAAGGUAACAAAAGUUUCUUUGAAGUCCCCAACACCUGUUCGAGUACGUAAACAGUCGCAAACACCCCCUCCUAAAACUAAAACAUUUGUUCCAUCUAAAGCUGCUACUUCUGAAAUUAAAUCACCACAACCUCUCAAUAAACCAACAGUUAAAGAAAAACAUAGAACACCAUCGCCUAAGUUAAAAGAAAAGGAAAGAGAAAAAGAACGUGAAAAAGAAAGAGAACGAGAAAAAGAACGUGAAAAGGAACGAGAAAGAGAAAAAGAAAGGGAAAAAGAGAAAGAAAGAGAAAAAGAAAAGCUCAGGGAAAGAGAACGAGCUAAAGAGAAAGAGAGGGAGAAAGAUUUGAAAAAGAAGGAAAGGUCCCCGAAGAGGGAUAAUAGAGGAGAAUCUCGUAAUAGUAAGGAUAUUAGAAAAAGAGAAACGCCUGACUCCAGUCAUUCUAAAGAUCGGAAAACUUCUCCAAGUAAGAGUAAAGGAAGUAGAAGUACAAGUGUUUCUAGAAGGGAUCAUCGAAGCCCUGCAUCAAAAGAUGACCAUAGAGUUUCAAAAAAGGAUGACAGAGAUAGAACAAGGCAGAAAGAUCGCAAUGAUCCUAAAAGUAGAAAAGACAGAAGGGAUUCCCGUGAGAGAGAAAGGGAAAGAGAACGAGAAAGAGAAAGAAGAUUGGCUAGGGAAAAAGAAAGAGAAGAAGCUUUGGCCAGAUGUCAAGAAAGACAGAGAGAAAGAGAAAGACUCAAGAAGUUGGCUGCAAAAGAGGAAGAAGAAAGGAGAGCAAGAGAUAGAAGUCGUAGAGAUGAUCGUGGCCUUGAUAAACCAUCAAGUGAAAGAGUUGAUCGACUUAUUCCAUUGGCUAAAGAACGCAUAUCUCAAUCAUCAAGAAAAGGUCAUUCUUCUGAAAGGGAUAGAAGGGAUCGUGAUGCAAGACGAGAACGUUCUCCUGAUAAUCGUCUAUUGCGGAAAUCAUCUUUGGACAGACCGGAAAGACUUGAUCGUGAUUUGGAUAGGAGAGAGUAUGAUCGUACCUUUGCUGCCCGUUCUACUGACAGAAGCUAUGACAGAGGAAGGGAUAUUGAACAUGAAAGGGACCCAGAUUAUGGUAGACUCCAUGAAGUUGAUAGAAGAUUGGAUGAUAAAGACUACGGUAGUCCAUAUGACAGAGCCCGGUUAGAAGAACGUAGAUAUUUGGAUAUUGAAGAACAUUAUGAACCUCCUAGAGAAGAUCAUUUGCCAAGGGAUUAUGUCGAUGAUCGUCGUUCUAGGAGAGAAAUGUGGGACAUACGAGAUGACAGAGAUUUAGAAAGAGACAGGGGCUUAGACCACCAUCGCUAUGCUCGUGAUGAUAGGCAUUCUCCAUCUUUGAAGACUAGAGAAUGGGAUCCAGAAUAUGCCGAACUAGAGUGGAGUAGAAGGCAAGAAUGGGAGGCUAGAGAUAAUUGGGAUAUCGAUAUGAAACAUGCAACGGAAGAGGAGUGGCGUCUUUACAAUGCCAGUAGAUCUAUGGAGGCGUGGCCAGAAGAAAGGAGGCGGUGGCCUGCUGCUGAUUGGAGGGAGACUAGAGACCAUUCCAGACCUAGAAGUGUCACAUCCCAUAGCAGGGAAGGAGAUUUAGAUGGUAGAAGAAAAGAGCAUCUGAGAGCAGAUACCCAUAAUAGAAAUGAUCCUCCAGUUAGGGCAGAAAGAAGCGAACGCAACCAUUCUUUGCCAAGAAGUGAAGCUUCACAUGAGGCUCAGUCCAGGAAAGAUACUUCACAUGACUCGCAUGGAAGAAGUGAAGCUACAAAAUCUGAUCGUGAACGUAAAGAUCCCAAAGAACCUAAAGAAAAUUCAGACAAGAAAGAUGCACCAGAGAAGAAAGAGUCUGUUGAGAAAAAAGAACCAAUACAAGUCAGUGAAGCUGAGAUUGAGCCGACAUCUGAAGUUAAGACUUCGCUCGAGAAAGAAGAGAAGGAUACAUCUUUGAAGAGAGCAGCUGAACAGCCUCUUGACAGUCCAAGUGAACCCAAAAAAAUAUGCUUAGAGCCUGUGCUGGAGGAUGAUCUCAGUGAAAUCAGUGAUGAUGCUGAUGAGAUUUUGAAUAGAGUGGAGGAGGUCGCUGAGGAGCCAGAAGAAGAAGCCGCAGUUCCAGAAAACGCAGAAACUUCUUCUCCGAAAGAGCAGACUUCUGCUGGAUCUCCAAAAUCUCAAUCUCCCCCUCGGUCACCAGGUAAUCGUCUAUCCAAAGAGAACUCGAUAGAUGAGGAAAAUAUGGAUUUGGACUUUGAGGAAAUUUCUGAAGACGAGCUGGAAGAAGAGUCCAGAGUUAAGGGAAUCGGUGAUGCUCUAGGUGUAGAUUGGGCCAGUCUAGUGGCAGAGUCCCGUCCAAGAGUUAAACCUCUUAGUUCGGCUAAAAAGAGGUGGGAGAGUCACAAUGUUUUGUACCAUUUAGGUAUCUCUGUUGAGCUAGCUGGUGAAGAUUUUGUUAAAGAAGUAUACAGGGAACACGAAGAGGCUGAGCUGAUAGAAAAAAUGAAAAUUAAAGUAGAGAAUGAAGAAAAAAAUGGUAAAGUUGAUACUUCAGUCGAAGUUAGAGAUGAGACUGGAAAGGAUUUACUUGUGACUGACCCUUUGGCAGAAAUCCAAGUAGCCAAUUUGGAAAGAAUGAACUUGAGGCGGACAUUAUUGACUAGUGUUGGAUCUUAUAGAAGAGCUCUAUCGGCCAGACGAGAUUUAAUGAUUAGAAGGAAUUUGUGUAAUCUACCUAUUUCAGAUGCUUUUGUUGAAGCACCUAAAAGACAUGAUCCGGAAUUGUUUAAACUUGCAGUGAAGUUGUUAGAACGUGAGAACAAUAGUGACAAAAUCACAUUAUGAAUUUAUACUUCAUCAAUAGACAUUUUAGGUUGGUGUAAGUUGAAUUUCUCUAUUUAUGUUUUGAUAUUUUCUGUAAAUAGAUAUUAGAAUGUUUGUAAUAGGUGCGUCAAAUAUAUAAUAGAUUGACAAUGAACUUAAAAAAAAUGAUUUAAUAGAUUCUUUAAUAUUGUAGAAUUCUUGAAGAAUUUUGAUUUUUCAAUUAAGAUGGUUUCUGACCUGGUAUUAUUUAUGUUGAGGUUAACAUAUUUAAAUUACAAUAAAAAAGUUUAUUGUACUGAA
Harmonia axyridis is the source of this 4083-nucleotide messenger RNA. Its product is annotated as fl(2)d-associated complex component-like. Gene Ontology annotation, molecular function: metal ion binding. NCBI's taxonomy places the organism in Eukaryota, Metazoa, Arthropoda, Insecta, Coleoptera, Coccinellidae. Gene Ontology annotation, cellular component: RNA N6-methyladenosine methyltransferase complex. Bases 286 to 3804 code for a protein of 1172 amino acids. The record is from RefSeq and is a predicted model, not a curated record. The transcript has 5 exons.